This is a messenger RNA of Selaginella moellendorffii, 2336 nucleotides long. Its product is annotated as lysine histidine transporter-like 8. Lineage: Eukaryota; Viridiplantae; Streptophyta; Lycopodiopsida; Selaginellales; Selaginellaceae. The transcript is spliced from 6 exons. The record is from RefSeq and is a predicted model, not a curated record. The coding region runs from base 685 to 2214 and encodes 509 amino acids. Gene Ontology annotation, cellular component: plasma membrane.
AGAAAGGACUGAAGGAAACAAUUGGCCGAGCAGUGGAAAAGCCGUAACAUUCUGCGGAAGAGGAAAAAACUAUUGACAUAUACUGCUUGAUCAAGUCGAGGCAGCAAGCAGCAGUGUUGGUGAUCUGGGAAAAGAGAUGGUUUUGAGGGGAAGCAGCAUUCAUACCAAGCUGGAUUUUUGGCAUUUCCUAGAUAGAGCAGCAGCUAGACGGGGGUACUGGAUCCAACAGCUUGCAACUUGCUUCCGACGCUGCAACAGUGCUUGCCAGCCAGCCGGCGGAAAGAUUUUUCUUUCCGUUUCCUAUAUUGCUCCGCUCGCUGCCAAGGUCAAGGCAUCAUCCAUCCACUUGGGAUGAUCAGACACAGAUACUGUCAAGUAUUAUCUCCAGAAUCAGCGACAGCGAUUAGGUGCUUCGUGUUUCCAGGCUUUGCAAACCACGCAGCAUCGCGCCACUCUCUUGGUGUGGUUCUUGAAAUUGGGAAAGUUCCGAAGCAUUUAAGUGCUCGAGGGGUCCAUCUCUCAUCCGGCUAUCAACUGAUGCAGCUGACUGCGACAGUAGAGGAGCUCGUUUGCACAACACGAAGCUGAGGGCCGGAAUCGAUGUUAUCGUAUCGGGUGCUAUCAUCUUUCCCGGAUCUGGACCAGCAUUGGUCUUGAGGGGCUCAUAGCUAGCUCAGGAACAGGAUGGGUGAAGAUGGGGGAAAGUUCUCGAGUUUUGCAAUGGAACAGGAACCCGAGGUCUCUUCGCUGCCUUCCACUCCUCAGAACAACCACAGCAUUCCGCCAUCUGUUGCCCGUUCUCCGAGGAGAAUGAUGCUGUCACCGAUGGGAACUCCAAUGCGCAAAGCUUUCGGCAACAUGAAGUGCUACCUGGAAGAAAUCGGGCAUAUUGCAAAACUUAAUCCGCAAGACGCAUGGCUGCCUAUCACCGAGUCUCGAAAUGGCAAUGCCUACUACUCGGCCUUCCACAAUCUCAACGCUGGGAUUGGUUUUCAGUGCCUCCUCCUGCCUGUGGCUUUCAGUUUCCUCGGCUGGUUUUGGGGAGUUUUAGCGCUGGUGGUAGCGUUCUUGUGGCAGCUCUACACUCUCUGGAUUCUCAUCAAGCUGCACGAAGUCAUACCUGGGAGACGAUACAAUCGCUACAUCGAGCUGGCCCAAGCAGCUUUUGGGGAAAGAUUGGGAUCAUGGCUUACUUCAUUCCCGAUUAUAAGCUUAUCAGCUGGAACAGCCGGCGGUCUAAUCGCCAUCGGUGGUAGCACACUGCAUCUCUUCUACAACUUGGUUUGCAUCAAAUGCCAUGGACAAAGCUUGACAGCCAUCGAGUGGUACCUGGUUUUUGCAGUCUUGUGCGCGAUUAUAGCACAGCUGCCCAACCUCAACUCGGUCGCAGGAGUUUCUCUCAUUGGAGCAGUCAUGGCAGUAGCUUACUCGACGAUGAUAUGGAUCUUGUCAGUUACACGGGAUAGACCACCCGGUGUUAGCUACGACGUUGCGAAGCCAUACUCGUCGGUUGGAGCAGCAUUCUCCUUCUUGAAUGCUCUAGGAGUGAUUGCAUUCGCCUUUCGGGGCCAUAAUCUGGCUCUCGAGAUCCAGGCAACCAUGCCUUCGACUCUCAAGCACCCGGCCUACGUUCCCAUGUGGAGAGGUAGCAAGGCAGCGUAUACUCUCGUGGCGAUUUGCUACUUCCCUCUCGCGAUAGGAGGCUACUGGGCUUACGGAAAACUGAUGCUCCCGACUGGAAUCCUCACCUCCAUGUUUGUCUUCCAUCGCUCGGACAUAUCUCCGGCGUGGCUCGCGACGUGUUUCCUCUUCGUCGUGGUGAGCUCUCUCAGCAACUUCCAGAUUUACUCCAUGCCAACGUUCGAUCUCGUGGAGCAAACUUACACCGCGAACACCAACAAGCCGUGUCCCAAGCUUCAUCGGUUUGUGUUUCGGCUGCUCUUUGUCUUCUUUGGCUUCUUCGUGGGGAUUGCGUUCCCUUUUAUGGCGAGCUUUGGAGGACUUUUGGGAGGAGUUUGCAGCGUUCCAGUCACAUUUUGCUACCCGUGCUUCAUGUGGCUCAAGAUAAAAAAGCCACCGAAGUUGAGCUUCAGCUGGUACCUCAACUGGACGCUUGGAAUCUUGAGUGUUGUCUUUACUAUUGUGGUCACGAUUGGAGGAAUCUGGAGCAUCGUGGACACUGGAUUGAAGUUCCAGUUUUUCAAACCACAGUAGCACUGGGAGGGACAAGAGUGAUAAAGGAAAUCCAUUUGCAUCCAUUUCAUUGUGGCCUAAUGCCCAAAAAAUAUGUAAUAAUACUUAAAGUUCUAAAUGAUUGGAAAACCUUUGAAGAGGAA